Clunio marinus is the source of this 789-nucleotide messenger RNA. The record is from the annotation of a GenBank genome assembly. Lineage: Eukaryota; Metazoa; Arthropoda; Insecta; Diptera; Chironomidae.
UUAAUUCGCGCGUGGUUGUAAAAUAUGACAACGAAAUGGUUUCCUGGUAAUUUUUUAAGUGUAGAGAAGAUUAAGAAUGUUAAAAAUUAUGCUGUAAUAGUUUUAAAUCGUCCAAUAAACGCGAAUAAAGAAGUUGUCGAAUGUUUAUGGAGUCAAGCAUCUCUUAAAAUUACUGUCGAUGGUGGUACAAAUCGAUGGCUUUCGUGGAUAAGAAAACAUAGUUUAGAAGAUAAGCUUAAACAUCCAAAUUUCAUUACUGGUGACCUCGACUCGUGUAGUACAGAAAGUAUUGCCUUUUUCAAUAAAAGUCGCGUGAUCAAAACAGUUGAUCAAGAUGAAACAGAUUUUACAAAGUCGCUUCGAGUACUUGAACCGUCUAUAAAAGAGCUAAAUUUAGAAAAUAGUAUUGUAUUGUGUGAAACGUCAGGUCGUAUGGAUCAAAUCUUAGCAAACAUUAACACACUUUUUAAAAAUAAUCUAAAAUCGAAGGAUAAACAAAUUCCAAUAUUUUUAUUUUCUGCAAACAGCCUUUCAUGGUUACUUGCCCCUGGCCACCAUGAGAUUCACAUUCCGGAAAAUGUUAAAAAGUUUUGGUGCGCUCUUAUUCCAUUUGAACCCACGAAAGUUUCAACAAAUGGACUUAAAUGGAAUCUUAAAAAUCAAACAUUGAAGUUUGGUGGGAUUGUAAGCACAAGUAAUACUUAUGAUUGUACAACUAAUGUUGUCAACAUUACAACAGAUAAUCCUCUUUUAUGGUCAAUGGGGACAUCUAAAAUAGACGAUGAUUGA